This is a messenger RNA of Micromonas commoda, 3162 nucleotides long. RefSeq lists its product with no specific name. NCBI's taxonomy places the organism in Eukaryota, Viridiplantae, Chlorophyta, Mamiellophyceae, Mamiellales, Mamiellaceae. The record is from RefSeq and is a predicted model, not a curated record. The coding region runs from base 1 to 3162 and encodes 1053 amino acids. The transcript has a single exon.
AUGGCCGCGGCCCGCGCGUUGCUCUCCCCGGGAGAUCCCGCCACGCUCGUGGCCGCGGACGCGCAUCUGAGAGCCGUGAACGACAGCCCCGACGGUUGGAGGAUCGGGCGAGCUCUGUUGUCAUGCGCGGAGACUCCGGGCGACGUCCUCGCCCCGCGGGUGCGCGUGAUGGGCGCGGCGAUGCUCCGCGCCAAGGCACACGCCGACGGCUUCGCGAUGACCCCGCCCGACGCCGCCUCCAUGACCUCCGAGCUGCUCGCGAUGCUGGGCACCCCCGAGGGCAGCGGCGAGCUCGGCCCGCACCUCGCCCAGAUUGCAGCCGCCGUCGCCACCGCGGGCGGCGCCGAGACGCUCGCGUCGCUCGUCAACGCGUCCAUCUCGCUCGCCGCCCCUGACUCCAACGGGGGGUGGGCGCGCGUUCAAGAUCCCAACGCGCCUUGCCCGUGCGGACCAAACGCGCACGCCGCCGUCGCCCUCCUCGCCGCGUGCGCCGAGGAGGCGCUCCAUCGCGUCAAGGCGCACCCUCCGGAGACGACGGCCGCCGCGCAGGACCUACUCGACGACGUCACGUGGACGCUGCAGGCGGUGGCGUGCGGCGGCGGCGGCGACGCGAGCGGCGGUGGCGGCGUAACGGUCGUGACGGACGCCGCGCGCGCCGACGUCUUUCGCGCGCUGCGGCUGUGGAUACCCGCGGGGAUCACGGCGAGCGAACUCGUCGUGGAACGAAACGCGCUCUUUACCCAUUUGGUCGACGUGGCGAUCCGGUGCACGCGCGUGGACCCGCGCGUCACGCUCGCGGCGGCGGAGACGCUCGCGGAGCUGUGCGGCGCGUCGGAUCCGCUGCCCGGUCGCGCCGCCGCGGUCGACGCGGUGCUUCGAACGCUCGAGUCUGAAGCGGACGCGUGCGACGAGAUGGCGGCGACGCGACUGGGCUGGAACCUCUCUCAUCACGCCGGCGGCGGCGACGGCGACGGCGGCGAGCGCGAGCGGAUCCGCGCGCACGCGUGGUCCGUCGCGAGCGUGUGCGGGGCGCUCGGCGUGACGGAACCCCGCGCGCUCGCCACGCACGGCCACGGUAAGUUGCUCAAGUUUUUGACCGACGUCGUCGGUCGCGCCGACGCGUCAGCCGCGCCAAUCGCGCUCGCCGCGAUGCGAACGCCUCCGCCGCGGGGACUCCUCGCGCAUGUUCGAUCGCCCACUGCCCUCGACGCGGUGUUCGACGCGUUGGCGCGGAGGCUGGCGGAGCGCACGGCGGGGGCGGCGUGGCGGGCGUUCGUCGGGGAGAGCGCGUCUAGGUUAAUAGCGGAGCGAGGUUGGGGGGGCGGAUUCGACGCAAACGCCGACGUCGUCCUUCCCGCCGUGGGUCCAGCUAGCGUCUCUCCCGACGACGACGAUGAGCUCGCGGUGGUCGGGGACGUCGAAGCGACGAUAGGGGCGUUGCACGCGGCGAUGGGCACGUCGACGUUCAUGCGGAUCGUGUUUGACCGACUUUCGAAGGCGUCCGGCGACCCCGCGGUUGUUGCGGCGGAGUUGGUGAUGUUGGCCGACUCGGGGUACCCGCUCGCGCCGGACGCUCCGGAGGAGCGUGUGUGCGUGGACAUCGCCAACUACCUCGUGGGUUUGCCGGCGUGCGACCUCGCGCCCGUCAAGGCGCUCGUCGCGCGCGUCUUCCGCGGCCCGUUCAAGCGGUUGCUCACCUCCGACCCCGACUCGUUCUCGAGAGCGCUCCGCUACCUUGUACGCGCGCCGAUACCGACGGGACCCGACGCCGCGUACACAGCUGGCGCGGACGAGGCUGCCGCGUGCGCGCGCGCGUGCGUGCAGACGAUCGCGUCCCUCGUCGAGGACGUCUGCGUCGGUGGCCACGACGUGGUCCGCUCGAUGCGCGGCGGCAUCGACGCCGUCCUGGACGAGACGAGGCUGCUGGCGUCCGUGGACCGGGGCGCAUUCGCGGCGGCGAUGUGCCACUUUUACCUCGCCGCGAGAGACGUCGACGCGGUGAACGAACUCGCGAUAAAACGACUCGACAACCUCACCUCGGACGCGCGGUCCCGCUCGUUUCGCGAAGGCACGGACGAGGAGGUGACGUACGCGGCGGAGUCCGCGGGUGAGCUUCGGGUGCUUCGCGACUGGUGCGAGAGCGGCGCGCGAGCGGCGGCGAGGCCCGAGACGAUUGACGCGAUUUGGCGAGCGUCGUGGCGUUUCACGGAGCUCGCCGUCGCGCGGGGACGGUCGUACGGCGGCGUCGCGCGCGAGUGCUGCGAGCUGUGGCGAACGCUACCACUGGCGCAGGCGCGCGUGAGCGAUGUUGACGUGGCGACGGCGUUGGGUAUGGUUGAUCAGACGCUUCGGCUGCUGUCGACGCGAAGGUUCGACCCGGAUUCGUUUGCCCGGGUCGUGUCGGUACCCGCGGCGUUUCUCGAGGAGAACGUCGGCGUGGACGAGGCGACGGCGUUGCUGAACACCGCGAUCGAGCUGUUGUGGCGCGAGGGCGAUAAGGUUCCGGUGCAGGCGCGGACGCACGGGGUGGACGACCGGUUCGCGCACGCGCCCGACGCGGCGGCGGCGGCGUUUGCGGCGAUGACGACGUCCGCGACGCGAUCGCUGACGUCGCCGCCCGCGACGGACGCGUGCCUGCGUCAGGCGGCGCUGCUGUGCCGCGGGCAGGGCGUCGAGCCCGCGACGAGCGCGCUGAAACUCAUCGAGCACGUGUGGUCGCGCGCGCCCUGGGUGGACCUUCGCGGCGACGACGGACCUUCGAGCGGGGGCGGCUCCGCGAUGGGUUCGCUGGCGACGGCGUGCGUGGCGGGCGGCGCCGCCGCCGCGGCCGAGUGCGCCAACCCCGCGCUGCUCGACCCCAUCGCGCUCGUGCUCUGGUCCCAGAGCGCGAGGUGCGCGGAGGAAGGUGGGGAGGAUGCGAGCGCGUGGCUGUUCGGUGCGAUACGCGACGCGCUCGUGCGCGGGACGGGUCUCUCGGUGCCGGUGGAGAGUUCCGCGAUUCGGCGGGGCGCGGUGGCCGAGUCGGACGUGGACGCGUUCGCGUACGCGGUGGCGAUGCGACGGCCGCAGCACCCCGCGCGGAGGGUGGCGGAGCUGGUGGACGUGUUCGGGCGCGCGUGUCGGGGCCACGGACCGGCCUCCGCGCUCGAGGAGUUCCGGUAG